CUUGCCGCGCCCGCCUGCCCCUCGGAAGAGCCCCUCGGCCGGCAGCAUGGCACCGCCGCGCCGCACCGCCGGCCUCGCGCUGCUGCUGUUCCUCGGCGCCUGCGGCUUUUUCCAGUCCUAUGCAGUGGAAGUAGAUGUAAAGGAUGCCUCUAAUGUUACAUGCUUGUACGCACAAUGGAUGAUGAAAUUCUUGAUAAAAUAUGAGACAAACAGUAGUGAUUAUAAAAAUGCAAGCUUGGAUUUGACAUCCGCUGUGACACACAAUGGAAGCACUUGUGGCAGUGACACACAAGCUGCGCUUCUGGCAGUGCAGUUUGGAGAUGGUCACUCUUGGAGUGUUAACUUCACAAAAAGCAACGAAACUUACCAGGCUGAGUUCAUCACAUUUACCUACAACACCAAUGAUACUGCUGUCUUUCCUGAUGCUAGAAGACAAGGACCAGUUACAAUUGCUGUAAAGGAUGCUAUGCAUCCAAUUCAACUGAAUAAUGUCUUUGUGUGUCACCAUACUACCUCUUUUGAAGCAGAAAACGUAACACAGAUUUUCUGGAAUGUUACUAUGCAGCCUUUUGUUCAGAAUGGCACAAUUGGUAAAAAAGAGUCUAGGUGUCGUGCUGAUACACCUACUGCUGUGCCUACUGUUCUGCCUACUGCUGCCAAUGUAACUACUGCAUCCACCACCAUUUCACCUGCUCCAACCUCCGCUCCCAAACCUGCUGGGAAUCCAGUCACAGGAAACUAUUCUCUUAAAACUGGAAAUAAAACUUGUCUUCUGGCUACUGUGGGGCUGCAGCUGAAUGUUUCCCAAGACAAGACUCUCCUGAUCAACAUCGAUCCGAAAUCAACUCGUGCAGAUGGGACAUGUGGUAACACAUCAGCUACUCUGAAAUUGAAUGAUGGAAAUAGGACAUUAAUUGACUUCAUGUUUGUUGUUAAUGCAAGUGCAAGUGUACAAAAAUUUUAUCUGAAAGAGGUGAACGUUACACUACUCAACCAUCAGAAUGGUUCUGUCAUUUUAAGUGCAGAUAACAACAACUUCAGCAAAUGGGAUGCUUCCCUUGGUAAUUCUUACAUGUGCCGUAAGGAGCAAACUCUUGAGAUUAAUGAAGGUCUUCAAGUGCAUACUUUUAACCUAUGGGUUCAACCAUUCCUUGUGAAAGAAAACAAAUUCUCAAUAGCCCAGGAGUGUUCGCUGGAUGAUGACACCAUUCUAGUUCCAAUUGUAGUUGGUGCUGCACUUGCUGGCUUGAUUGUCAUUAUAGUGAUUGCUUACAUAAUUGGCAGAAGGAAAAGCUAUGCUGGAUAUCAAACUUUGUGAAUCAAAAUGUAAUCACUGCUCUGAUUUCAUCCUUAACGAAGCAAGUGCAAGUUCCGAAGUCCAAACAAGCCCCAAAACUUAGACUAAAUACUGGCCACAGCUAGUUGGAGUUGAGAAGCAGAGGGAGAAUGUUUAUCUCAGAUGAAGCAGAACUACGUUUUUAGUUUUCCAGCUCCAAGAAGAUGACGUGAGUCUCAUACCUGUUCUGAAGAUGGCAGAUAUCACUAUUGAUAAAUGACCAGGCCAAGGAUUUUAUUUUGAGCAAAACCUUGAAAAUGUUUAGGAUUUACCUUUUCUUUUUAUAAAUUGCAGCCUGAAAUGGAGCACGUUCCAAACUGAUGUGCACUGGGCAAAUCCCAGAAUUGCAUGGGAUUUGUACUUGCUUCUCUCUCUGCAUUCCUUAGUUGUCAUAUUUGUGGGUUAAGCUGGCAGCAUUAGUCACCAUGUUGACUCAUGUAGUACUACCACGGAUUGUAUGAUGCCCAGGAACAGCUUGGUUUUUCAUAGUUGAACUUCAGGCUGGUGACUGAGUGAUUUUUUUCAAGUGGCAGCAGUAACUUACUUAGCUUUGAUGGAGUUUGAGUAGUUUACUCCUGCCCCAGUGGUUUUGGAGCCAUCCCCGCACCGUGGCUGUACAAACCAGGUGGGUAACCCAUCCCUGCCAGGUCUCCAAAUGCUUUUCAAAAAAAGUGGUUUGUUUUUUUCCUUUUUUUUUUUUUUAAAUGAAUUGUUAGGCAUGAAUUCUUCAUCGUGGCAUUCCCCCAAAAUACUCAACUGAGGCAGAAUUCUGCUAAAUUCAUGCAGGUUUUUUACUGGCAUCAAUUUAAAGGGAAUAACCGUUCUAAAUAGUCCAGAACUUCAAAGUGCACUUAACUUUAUACUUUGCACAGAGCUGGUCUAUCUUAUCCUAUUGCUUUGAAUGACCAUUGUAACUUCAAGGAUGCUUUCGUUCAAUGAGCCAGUAUCUGUUGCUGCAACUUGAGCUGUCUUUAAGUCUUCAUCUGGAAUGGUUCUCUGCUAAUUGAAAUCCACAUUAUAACAUAUGUCUGCCCUUGACAUUCUCAGUGUUUAAUGUGCUUUAUGUUUGACUGUGUGCUGUGUACCUUUUAUUAAUGUUAAGAAUGCAAAAGCCAAACAAGUCUGAGAUGGACCCACUGCGCCUAUUUUUCCUGCUGUGUGGAAAGGCUGACUAGCUUAAACAUACAGUGCAGAUGGACUGUCCUUAAGCUGCAGCUCUGUAGAGAAUAACCCUUGCUGCACAACCUUUUUCUGUCCUCUUUGUGCUGUAACAGUUUUUAUUGCAUGGAAGAAAAAAAAAAAGAAAACUUUUCCAAACCAUGUGUGACUUUUUACUUAUGUCAUAACACAAGCUGCUUAAGCUGGUCAUUUAACAAUCAUAGUUGUCUUCUUUAGGAUGAGUUUAGCCUGCAACAAAGCUGGUUUUGUGUUUUAUUAGUGUUUUCUAGGGUUAUUGAGAUGUCUGUGGCAUGUUUGUAUACAAACCACUUCUUUCAGUAACAUUUUUUGGGUGAAAGCUUUCAUCUUACCACUAGCUAGGGAAGCAAGAAUGAGUGGAUAAAGCUUGCUAUAGCUUGUAGCCUACAGCUUGGAUUUUGCAUCAGUUACUGAAAAUCAUUUUAAUGAAAGUGGGGAACGACUAUAAGUUGAAUCUCAAAACAGACUUCAAGACUUUUUAAUUAAAAAAAUGUCAACUAGUGGCUCUAAUUAUUUUCUGCAUUUAAGGAUAUAUUAAUAUGAAGUUCAUGUAGAUUUUUUUUUAGCAUUUUACUGACUGAUAUUCAGCAUCACCAGAUAAAUGUACGCUUGUGUUGAGGAGUGGUCACCACAGUCCUCAUCUGAGCGCGUGAGCUUUCGAGCUGUGUUUGGUUUUAAGUGAUGAAGUGGAAGAUGGGAGUGCUUUGCACUAAAAAUUCAGCAAAACUAAAUGCCUCCUUGCAAAAACCUGGAAGCUGAUCUUCAUCUGCAAGUGUGUUGGCGCCGAGAUGAAAGUCCUCCUACGCCGCUGUGCAGUUACCUGGUUCUAAAACAUCUCAGUUUCACCUGACUGCCUGUUAUAAAGCCACCAGAUUUCCUGUCUGUGUUGCUCCAUAGGGAAUUGUCAACCUGCUCAACCUGUGCUCUAAAUAAUAAAGAUUGUUCUGUUUCUUAAGGAAACUUGUUCAUACUUUUUAACCGAUUGGAAAGCAGACAUCUUGUAUUAUCUUUUCUAUAAGAAAAUAAAUGAGUAAGGCCAACUUCAGUCAGUCUAUAUCUGAGCUUCUGUUGUGUAACUUGUGAAGGCACUCCUCACAGAGUCCUUGGUUGCCUGUGUCCUAAUGUUUUGCUUUCCAGCACAUUCUGAAGUGUGCUUGGGUGCAAUCAUCUAACAGAAGACAACUUGAGAACUAAUUGAAACUCUGCAAGCCUGGUUCAUCGUUAGAAAUUUGCCUGUAAACUAUUUUGGGAAUUGCAGCUCCUUCCAGACAAGAUACCUUUCUGAUGUGAUUUUUGCUAGCCCUCUUAAGCUGAUGUACAGCUGUGAAAAGUUCAGCUUUUCUUUUUGCAGUCAUCCUGGGAAACAAAUCCCUGCAUUUAGUGAAAGUAGGGAAGCACUGGGGCCUUCUGGGAGCUGACUAGCAGCUUCAUCCUCCAAGGGAGAAGCAGUGUGAUCCUGGCUGUGCUGCCAGUUCUUCUGGUAGCAGUACUACACAGUGCUUUGUUUUUCCUGCAGCAAGAGACAUUGGUCUUCCCUUUACCAUUAUCUGUAUUUUGAACUCUGUGGUGAUGAGACAGAAGGAACAGGUGCCAUCUAAUGCUGUACCCUCCCUGCUCCAUUCUAGUCUGCAUAUAGCAUCAUUAAAUUAUACCUACCUUCUUGUUUGCUAGCCAAAGAAAAAAUAAAAUUAUUGUCUUUCUGAAAUGUAAGCUGAGGUCAGCUGAAGCUUUUAAAUAUGAAGGAUAAUAGAUAUUUCAACAAAAAUCAUAACAGCUUGCAUUCUUAAGACAUGAAUCCAGUGGGACUGCAGGUAUCAAGCUGCCAUCAGCUCGUUGGUGUGUGCCAGGCUGGAUGAGUCUAUGACUAAACUUGAAAGAAGCAGCAGAGCAGAAGUUACUGUUGUCCUACAGUAAGCAUAAGGACUUGUAACUUUAAAUCUAGGUUUUUAGUGCCUACACAAGGGAAGCCUGCACAUCGUGGUGUAGUAGGGAUAUGCAAUAGCAGUAAAUGUGCAGUAAUAUACAGAUACCAGCAAGGGAGGUGAUAGAAUUGGCAGUCUGUUAGCAUGAUGCUCCGGAAGGGGGGCUGUUGCUGCUGUACUCUGGGGAGAGGGAGGAGGACAAGGGAAAGAUGAGUGUUUUAAUGUCCUGGUGGGGCGAGGAUAACUGCUCUAAAUGAGUGGAGCAUGAUCUUGGUAUUAAGCAUAUUAAAAUGCAUUUCUUUUUCAAACUUGCCCUUUUUCUAUUUAGCUGAAGACUGCAGCCCAGAGGUGGACUACUUCAUUGUGCCUAUAGCAGUAGGAGCAGCUCUGGGAGGACUAGUUGUCCUAGUAAUUAUGGCUUACUUUUUGGGCCACAAGAAACACCAUAAUACUGGAUAUGAGCAGUUUUAAAAGGGGAAAGUUUUUUACUUGCUUGAAGUAAAUUACUAAAUCUGAACUCAAAAGACUCGGAGCAGCAGCUCUGCCCAGUCAGACCACUAAGCCAGCACAUGGCCAAGGACUGAUGGAAUUCAUUGCUGCAGUUCCUAUUUUUUCCUUUACAAAUAGCACAGAGCGUAUCCUGGUUCGUAAUCAACUGAUGAACUGAGUGUUUUUUUCUCUAAAAUGCUACACAUCAGAUCUCAGAAUUGUGAAGGCAUGCAGUGGCAUUAUAUGAAUAAACGUGGUGGUGUUCUGGACCGCGGAGGCGGUGUUUGAUGUGUGCUUGUGGAUGUGCAGCAUUAAUGCAGAUCAUCUGUCAUACACUGCGGUUUGUUUCGAUUGUUACUGACUGUGCCUUAUAUACAGUUUACUAAAUGUUGUAACUGUGCUCUAAGAUACCAAGAUUUCUGGUCUUUUAGCUUAAAGAUGCCAUGGCAGUAGUUCUCGUGGAUUUUUUCAGCCGGUGAAUGAAUGCCUCCUUUUAAAAAGUAAAAUCUUACUGUGGUUCUCUUUAUGGAAUACCUUAAACCAAUCGGGGGGGGGGGGCGGAGGGGAAGACUAUUAGUUGCUUCUGGUGAUUGUAAUUAAGAGGGAAGAUGACUUUUCAUAUCAUGCCCAAAAAUCUUGGUAGCCAAAAUUUCUGAUUAUUUUGAACGUCUGUUCAAUGAAAUGGCUAAAACAGCCCCAUUCAUACGGCCUGAGCACGGAGUCUGCUCAUGGUGAUGUGCAGUUGUCCAGGUGUGUCUCUGCAGAUGCUUCUCUGAAGCUUCUAAUGCUUGUGCUGUGGCAACACGUGGAUACGUGUGAGCCAACAGAAGUGGCAAACUUAUGAGAGCUGAAAGAUGGGAUGUUCCUGGUAUCAAACAUUAAACCCUUUUUGUACCACCAGUUAGUGUCCUGCAACAGUGCUGUAUUGUAAUACGUGUUAAAGCAAUUGAUUUCCUUUUAAGAAGAGAAAAAGGGAAUUUCUUUGCUGUCUGCUGGGUACCUUUCAUCCCUAGCAAAUUCUUUUGUAGUAACACCCAUUAUCCGGCAUGUAGUAAUUAAACUGCGUCUGUUGAUCUCCAGUGAUCCACAGUGUCUGAACACAGCACAAUUGAAGCUUCUCUUUCGAGGUACUUCAGUCCUUUUUUCAGCAGUCGGAAUGACUUCACUUAGCUUGUGGUGGAAGUUACACAUUCUGUGCCUUUUUCCCCACUUUGGAGCAUUGCUCAGAUUGGCAGUAGGUGCCUUCAGCUUUGCCCAGCUCAGUGUUCUUAGAUGCUGAGUUUCCGUGUGUCUUGCUUACCUACCUCCAAACAAAAGGCCUUACACAGCCUUUCUUGGAAAGUUGCUGUGCUGGACUGCAAACUUCCCAUCACCAAGGCUGAUUCAGAUGCUCAGAUAGCUUAAAUACUCACUUAACAGCCAAUAACUUUGGGCAAAGUGUGAUGCUUACUCUGCUCUAAUAUAAACUCAAGCAAAAAAAAAACAAAAAAAAAAAAAAAAAUCAGAAAAUCUGCUGCAAAAGCAGAAAGCCAAGCAUCCUUGCCACCCUUGCAGUGCUGGGGCAGCGUGCGGACACGGUGUCUCACCUUAUGGAGCGUUUCCUCUUGGCACCGUGCACGCAGGGCUCUGCUCUGUCUUGACAUGGCUGCAGAGCGCUAAGCCCUGCUUCUGUGCCUGCUCACAGUGCUCCAUGGAGCUUGGAAUGAGUUCCCACUGUUGGUCACUAAAAGUUGCUCUCAGUGUUUGCGUCACUCAGGAGUUUAUGGCAUCCUUUCCAACUGGUGUAUUGAAAGCACUGUAGCAUUGCAGCUGUCUCCUCUUUGUUCUCUUCUGUUGGUUUCAUUCCGGCCCGCGUCACUCUGCUGACAUCGAUAACACCUUUCUUGUAUUUGUAUGCAAAAUAAAUAAACUUACCCACCCACAAA
Molecule: messenger RNA, 6869 nt
Organism: Lagopus leucura (white-tailed ptarmigan)
Lineage: Eukaryota; Metazoa; Chordata; Aves; Galliformes; Phasianidae
Gene: LAMP2
Product: lysosomal associated membrane protein 2
Exons: 9
Coding region: 47-1318 (423 amino acids)
Cellular component (GO): membrane
Source: RefSeq, a predicted model, not a curated record